Truncatella angustata is the source of this 1311-nucleotide messenger RNA. RefSeq names its product histidinol dehydrogenase. The record is from RefSeq and is a predicted model, not a curated record. NCBI's taxonomy places the organism in Eukaryota, Fungi, Ascomycota, Sordariomycetes, Amphisphaeriales, Sporocadaceae. The coding region runs from base 1 to 1311 and encodes 436 amino acids. Gene Ontology annotation, molecular function: NAD binding; metal ion binding; histidinol dehydrogenase activity. The transcript is spliced from 3 exons. Gene Ontology annotation, biological process: L-histidine biosynthetic process. Gene Ontology annotation, cellular component: cytoplasm.
AUGGGUGCCAGGCAUUUGAAAACAGCCGCCUCUGUAGCUAAUACUACCAUUAAUCAGAAAGUUUCUGACAUAGUGCAAAAUGUUAUCGCAGAUAUCAGGACCAACGGUGACAAGGCGGUGCGCUCGUACUCGGAGAAGUUCGACAAGUGGACACCCGAAUCCUUCAAGCUAUCUGAGGCUCAAAUCCAAGACAUCAUUAGCAAAGUUCCGGCGCAGACAAUCGCCGACAUCAAAGAGGCACAGAAGAAUGUGAGGACAUUUGCGGAAGCACAGAGGGCUAGUAUCACGGACUUUGAGGUCGAAAUACAGCCAGGCGUUUUCCUCGGACAUCGUUCAAAUCCGAUCAAUGUGGCCGGCGCUUACAUACCCGGAGGUCGAUACCCACUUCUGGCAUCUGCGCAUAUGACCAUCAUCACUGCCAAGGUUGCUGGCGUCAAGCACGUCAUUGCCUGCACGCCUCCCAUCGCAGGCCAGAUCCCCCAUGCUACCGUCGCUGCCGCGCAUCUGGCAGGUGCAGACGAGAUUUUCCUGCUUGGUGGCACGCAAGCAAUCGCCGCCAUGGCCCUGGGUACCGAGACCGUCCGUAAAGUGGACUUUAUCGCCGGUCCCGGCAACGCCUUUGUAGCUGAGGCUAAACGGCAGCUCUUUGGUGAGAUUGGCAUCGAUCUGCUCGCAGGACCUACGGAAGUAUUGAUCGUGGCGGACGAGCAUGCCGACCCUUUCACAAUUGCCACAGACCUGCUAUCACAGGCGGAACAUGGGCCGGACUCACCAGCCGUGCUUAUCACCACAAGUGAAGAUGUUGGUAACAAGACGAUCCGGUUUUUGGAUGAAAUAUUGAAGAAGAUGCCGACCGCAGACCUGGCGGGAACCUCAUGGCGAGAAUUCGGCGAAGUCAUCGUGGUGGACGACCUGGAUGAAGCGUAUAAGUUGGCGGAUAUUUAUUGCAGCGAACACGUUCAGAUCUUUACGGAGGAACCGCGCGCAGCACUUGGGAAAAUGCGGAACUACGGCGCAUUAUUCCUGGGUGAAAAAACCUGCGUCAGUUAUGGUGAUAAGUGUAUUGGCACCAAUCACGUCCUGCCCACCCGUGGCGCUGGGCGUUACACCGGCGGUCUUUGGGUCGGCAAGUAUUUGAAAACCCAGACGUACCAGGAAGUUGUGGAUGAGAAAGCGUCAGGGGAGAUUGGGCGGUUGUGUGGUCGUUGCGCCAGGGCAGAGAACUUCGAAGGCCAUGCUCGUUCAGGCGACCUUCGCGCACACAAGUAUCUUGAUGAUCAGCACGAGUGGAUCAGUGAGGCGAAGGCAUGA